CAAUGAUUUCAUCCAAGCAUGGUUCCGAAAUGGUUGAAGUUGAAAAUCGUAGAGGCCAGAAAAAGUUGAAGCCAGUAAUGAUACGUGACUACAAUUGCUUUAUGUCGGGAAUUGACAGAAUUGACCAGAUGACUUCAUAUUAUGGCACACCACGAAAAACUUUGAGAUGGUACAUGAAAGUUUUCUUUCACUUACUAGAUAUUUGCAUGUGGAAUGGCAACUGGUUGUUGAAUAAAAAUAGGAACACGUCAAAGAAAACAAGAAUGUCGUACCUUCAGUUUAGAGAGGAAGUGAUCCAACAUUUAUUGGGACAAACAGAACGGCCAAGCAGAAAAAAAGUUGUUGCGGCACAUAACUUGAAAAAAGAAAAUAAGCGGAAAAGAUCUUGACAGUGCAGUACAACCAAGAAAAGGGCUGUCACCUGGUACACAUGCCAGGAAUGUAAGGGGAGUGAUGGACAGCCCAUUGGGUUAUGUGUUACACCCUGUUUUGCUGAGUGGCACAGAAAAGACAAUUAAACUUAUAUGUUUUAUUUUUUAUUGGAAGUAAUUUUUAGUUUUGUUAAUGUUAAAUAAAUAAAUGAUUUUUUAUAAGUAGUAGCUAAA
Molecule: messenger RNA, 605 nt
Organism: Diabrotica virgifera virgifera (western corn rootworm)
Lineage: Eukaryota; Metazoa; Arthropoda; Insecta; Coleoptera; Chrysomelidae
Product: piggyBac transposable element-derived protein 4-like
Exons: 1
Coding region: 3-389 (128 amino acids)
Source: RefSeq, a predicted model, not a curated record